AUGGACAAAAAGGAUUAUUUAGCAAAAAUAGAAAAAAUGCUCAACGAAGGUCCAUACAGAGUUCAAAGAUCGGAUCCAUUAAUCACAUUCGUAAACGAUGUAAAAGACACUUUAAAAGCAUGUCCAAAGUUGAUUAACAACCAACUAAAAUUUCAAUUACAGUGUUCGAAUCCUGUAACACCUCGUCUGUAUUGUUUACCAAAAAUACACAAACAAGAUGGAUCCAUGCGACCCAUAGUUUCAGGUAUAAAUUCUCCAACAUACAAGAUUGCAAAAUGGCUAGUAAACAAAUUCCAAACAUUAAAUAACGAAUCAGAUUCGUCUUCCGUCAAAAAUAGUAUUGAUUUAAUUAACAAAAUAAAGGAUACAGAAUUGGCACCAAGUGCAGUUCUAAUGUCAUUUGAUGUCAAAGCUUUGUAUCCCAGUGUUCCAAUACCAGAAGCAAUAAAGGCGUUGGAAAAAUGGCUUAAAAAUCAAGGUUUACAUAUGGAUGAAGUAACAGAAUUGGUAAAAUUAACACGUCUAUGCAUGAGACAAAAUGUGUUUACCUUCGAAGGUAAAUACUACAAACAAACAUUUGGGACGUCUAUGGGCAAUCCGUUAUCUCCAUUCUUGAGCAACAUCUUCAUGUCAGACCUCGAAGAACAAGCCAAACAACAAUUCAGUUAUUUUCCCGCUGUCUGGUACAGGUAUGUUGAUGACAUCUUCACAAUUUUUGACACAGAAAAAGAAAAUCCACAAGAUUUUCUUAAUAAGCUGAACAACAUGUACCCUUCAAUUGAUUUCACAACAGAAAUCGAAAAGGACGGUUCGAUUCCGUAA
Chrysoperla carnea is the source of this 822-nucleotide messenger RNA. RefSeq lists its product as uncharacterized. The transcript has a single exon. NCBI's taxonomy places the organism in Eukaryota, Metazoa, Arthropoda, Insecta, Neuroptera, Chrysopidae. The record is from RefSeq and is a predicted model, not a curated record. The coding region runs from base 1 to 822 and encodes 273 amino acids.